UCCUAGAUUAAAAUCAUAGAACCUCCAUUCUAAAAAAACUGUGGGUAUACAUACACCAUACAGUCUGCAUUGGUUGAAGAUGAUGGCUCAGUACCUCCUCUUGAGGACAACUAGACUUAGGCUGAGACUUAGUUCUUCUGGUCCCAUACAGGACAAUGGGCAAACAAACUCUGUCACCACUCCCAACCCAUUGCAACCUCUUUCACUUCAGCUCACAUAAUGUUCCAGUCUUGAACAUCUUAGUUAAAUGUAUUUUGCUGGAUCUUCUUUGGCCAGCUCAAUUUCCCAAUUUAAACUGCUGUUGUCCAUUCUACUGCCAUUCUGCCAAAGUGUAUAUCUGGGAUGCAAAAUUCGAUUCCUGCCAGUCUCAAUUAUUUCUCAGUCAUAAUGUCCCAUUAGGCAUCUCUGAUUGGUCCUCAGUGCCACUUCCUGUGGUAAUAAUAACUCUCCAUGUAUUGCACAGGACCUUCCGUACCACAGGUGAAAGACAUCCAUCUUAUGUCAUGCUUUUGCUGCUCAGCCUGUUGCUCAAUGGAGAUGAGGAGCCUUGUUGCUGUACAGUCAUCAUUGCCUUGGUCUUCCCAUGGCUGAUGUGUAGACCAACCUUAGCAGUGCUACUCUCAAGGCUGCUGGUCAUGUCUUGGAACACGUGAAAUUUUUCAACGACUCUUGUUAUCAACGUCACUGAUUUUGAAAGGGCUUUCAAGCAUCCAUCAGCAGUCUCUCUGGCACAUCACAAUGACAUCCCAUAUUAAUAUCUUCACAGUCUUACACUGCCACAUUCAGUUGCUAUGUCCCAACCAGCAUGGGCAUCAGACACUCCCUCAACGUCAUCACAGGAGUGCACAAGGGUGCAAACUCUUCCCAUUCCUUUUCCUCAUGGCUUUUGAUUUCAUUUUGAGGGAGACCAGGGUGCAUUCAGACUUUGACAUCCCAUGGCAACAGCACCAGUUGACGGACCUAGAUUUUGCAGACAACAUCUCCUUGCUGGCAAUUAGCAAUGACCUUCCUCGCGAUACCCACAUCCUGUGAAUGAAUUUAGAGAAAGACCUGCCAUGUUGCCCCCCCCACAACUGUUAUAAAAUUUCCAAGGUAAAUGUGUGCAAUGCCACAGGAGAUUUGUUAAAUCAUUUUAUACAGUGGAGUAUAUUUUCACUUUCAGUUCUGAGGGUCACCAGACCUGAAAUAUUAACUCUGAUUUUUUUUCUUCACAAAUGCUGCCAGACCUGCUGAGCUUUUCCAGCAACUUCUGUUUUUGUUCCUGAUUUACAGCAUCCGCAGUUCUUUCAGUUUUUCAUAUUUUCAAUUUGCUGAUCAGUUGGUUUCUAUGAAGGUCAAUGCCUCAUCAUAAAGUUCAAAUGCAGCCUGGCUUUUGCACUUUUGGAGGUACAAUGAAAUAAGGCAUUAUCUAUAAAUAACUGACGAAAUAUUAGGAAGGUGUUCACGUGUCUGUGCGAAUCGGUCAGACGGGACGCUUUCAAAAUGACCUACAACAAUUGUUACUUUCACUGAUUGCCGAAGUUGACUGGAUUGUUGAACGUCGAUUUACUAACAGUUGCUUUCCAUCUAACUUGCCACUCGAUGUGGCAGAUACAUGACAUUCAUUCUGGGAGAAUGAUGUGUUAAUUGUAUAGCGAAUUCGGUUCAUUUUCCUCACGAUAAUUAACUAAUCAUUGCAGUUUACUGCUGCAGUUAAGAUUCAUCCGUAAGCAGUCGAGUGAAACAAAGCGUGGACUGCUCUCUGAUGAAGGGUCUAGGCCCGAAACGUCAGCUUUUGUGCUCCUGAGAUGCUGCUUGGCCUGCUGUACUCAUCCAGCUUCACACUUGGUUAUCGUGGACUGCAAAUGGGGGAAGUUGUGCAACAUUUCUUCUUGGCCCUUCCCUCAAGCAAAUACAGCUGCAGUAUCUCGAGUUGAGAAAACACCCUGACUGCCUGUCAGCCAGCCAGAAACCGCUUGGUCUGGUUCUACAGGCAGCUCUGUUCAAAGGUAGUCCGGGCGUUGGGUGUUUAACUUGGGACUGAUGACUCAUUUGCACUCACCUCUACAGUGCGUUUAAGGAGCAGGAUAAAGGCUCAUUUUGAUCAUACUCUCGUUUUAUCAGCUAAUAUCGCCAGGCGUUAGUUUUUCUUCCACAACACUGAUCGUUUGUGUGGCCCGUGGAGAUCCUGUAUUUCGUUCUGGGUGUGGACAUGUCUGCGGACUGCCCCCAGCCUCUAGCAGUGAGGGACUCUCCUAACUUUCUGCCCGGGACCUCCAUGUGCUGUGAGAUUGCGGUGCUCCCUUUGGAACUUCUGCUCAGUUUACAGCGAUCACACUUCCACGUGGUGGGCAAUAACAUUCAGAUCGUCCAGCGACCAGGAGCCGGUUACAAUGUGAUCUCCAAUGGCCAAGUCAAGGCGGAGCGGCAGUGGAACCUGACAGAAUGCAUACAGAGGAAAGUUACUGUCACAUCUCUCAAGAAAUACAGAAAUCUUCAAGAGACUAUAUUAAGUAAACCAAUGGUCUUUCUUACUAGUAUUAAGCCCCCUGAAGUUUCUAAAAAAGAAAUGGCUUAUGCCAUCAUAGUGAACACUCAUCACUCCAAAAUGAGGCAAGAGAUUCAGGAUAGUAUGAACGAUGUCACAGCAUCAGAAAUAGAGGCAAACUACAUCCUCCAGAUCACUGUGCAAAAAGCAGUCCAGUCAUUUUUCAGUAUGAAAGAGGGAUAUAAGAUGGAUGGUCUUGGGUUGGAUUUCACAUGUGAGUUGAAAUGUGAUUCAUUCGACUGUACGUCAAAGAUCAAGGAACUAGACGGAAAGGUUCUAGACUUGUCUUGCCUAACAGAAGAUGAGAAGUGCAAAGUGAAAAAUUUACUGGAUAAUAUGAGUGAGCCUAACAUUCAAAUCAACACAGCAUCUGAGCAGAGUCCUGGGGAAGUUCCCUCACUUUGUGCAGGUUCAUCUGAGAAAGAAGUGUUUAGUUCGUCUCAAGGACAAUCAUAUGCCAAGAGGACAUCUGUAAAGGAAAAGUCUUCAACACAGUACCCUGCAGUGAAUGAGAAAUCAUAUCUGCUGCAAUUUACGCAAAACUUGCCCAGAUAUAUAGAGUGAAGCUUUUAAAAAAUGAAAUCAGAAUCUGAGUUUUUUAAUUAUAAUGUGCCUUAUUAAUUUACAACAUUUAAAAGACAUCUGGAUGGGUACGAGAAUAGGAAGGUUUUAGAGGGAUAUGGGCCAAAUGCUGACAAUUGGGACUAGGUUAAUUCAGAAUAUCUGGUCUGUUUCUGUGCUGUAUGACUCUACGACUCCAAUUACCUUGAAUGAGUCUGAAUUUGGGAACAGCGUAUGAGCAGGAUCUUUUUAAACUGUGUGGUUUUUGGAAUAGCCAGGAUUGUUAUUCACAUGUCUCCUGUAAUCAUUUUGUUUAGUAUAGCUUGAGGAAUUUAUACCUCUGUUAGUUUACAAACUGAUAUUUGUAGUAAUGGCAUAUCUUUCACCAAUAACUACAUUAACAUCACGGGAAGACAAGUGUGCUAUAACCAUGAUUUCUAAUGGAGUAAGUUUUCAGCUUUGCUGCCUGAGCAGUGAUCUGGUUGUGCAGAUCACCCAGACUCUGUGGCACUUAUUCAAUUUUAAUUCCACUGAAACCAUAGAUUAUGUGAGGGAUGAAUGUUACAGUAGGUGAGCAAUCUGUUUUGACAGAUUACCACAUCAUGACAGACAAAAGAAAAACCCAGUUUUCACUUUGGAUAAGAAAAUGGUUUUAAAUGGCAUAACCAAACACAUGGUAAUAAUGGGAUUAGUCAAGAGACAAUAAGGGGCUUUACAACUUCUAGUUUUGUGCUUCUUAGAAGCUGUACUCAUUUUACCAGCCAAACAUUGCUAUACUAGGGAGAAGGAAAGAUACUCCAAAUAUUGCAUUCCAGCCACAACCUUGUUAUUUAGCCACAACCUCACCUUUAUGUACAGUGGCAAAAGUAGGUGCCAACUACACUGCACUGCAGUAACUCACCAAAGUAACCUUGCAAACCUGCAAUCCUUACCUCCUCUAAGGACAAGAGCAGCAGAUGCAUGGGAACUGCGUUGAUUCCUGGUUUGAUGGUAUUGGUGGAGUGGUACAUUUGGGGCACUGUUGCUGAUGGUGCACAGAGCCUCACUGAUGCCCAAUGUUGAGUUGCCAGCCCUGUUUGAAAUCUAUCCCAUGUAGCAUGCUGAUAGUGUCACACAACAUAAUGGCACAUAUCCUCAAUGUAAAACUGGAACGUCUGCUCCACAAGGACUCCUACAGAUAUUGUCAUGGGUGGAUACAUCUGUAGAAGGCUGAGGGUGUGGUGUAAUAUGAUUUUCCCUCUUGAUGGUUUUAGGUCCUGUACCCAGUUUUCCAGUGAUGCCCUUUAUACUCAGCCAGCUGUGUCAAUAGUGGCUGCCAAGCUGCUGAUGGUAGACAUUGAAGUCCCACACCCAGAAUGCCUUCUGUGCCCUUGCCACCCUCAGUGAUUCCUUCGACCAGUGCUCGACAUAGAAGAAUAUAGAUAAACAUACAAAAUUGGAGCUGAAGUAAUCAUUCGCUCACCGAACCUGUUUCUCCAUUCAAAAAUAUAAUCGCUCAUUUGCUGCUGUUUUGAAUUCCACAGUCUCAUCCACUCUCAAUAAGCCUUGAUUCCCUUACCCAACAAGAAUCUAUCCAUCUCUUUAUUAAAAGUAUUCAGUGGCCUUCCUCUACUGAAUUCAAGCCAGAGAUUUUUGAUGUCUCACAGUUCUUGGAGAGAGAAAGUUUCUCCUCAUCUCUGUCCUGAAAGGGUGAUCCCUAGUUUUGAACCCUGCCCCCAGUUCAGGGCUCACCCACAAAAGGAAACACCCUUUCCCACCCACCUUAUCAUUCAGGAUGUUAUGCACUUCAAUCAAGUCACCCCGAACUCUUCUAAACUUCAGUGAAAACAAGUCUAGUAUUUCUAUCUUUUCUCAUGAGAUAACCCACCCACUCCAGGUAUCAACCUAGUAAAUGUCCUCUGAACUGCUUUGGCGUGUUUACAUCCAUCCUUAAAUAAGGAGACCAAAACUGCACACCAUGCUUGAGAUGUGAUCCACCUAUCCUUGUGUAACUCAUACAUAAGAUUCUUACUUUUUGUACAAAUUCUCUUGUAAUAAAGGAUACCAUCCCAUUA
Stegostoma tigrinum is the source of this 5142-nucleotide messenger RNA. Its product is annotated as mesenteric estrogen-dependent adipogenesis protein-like. The record is from RefSeq and is a predicted model, not a curated record. The transcript is spliced from 5 exons. Lineage: Eukaryota; Metazoa; Chordata; Chondrichthyes; Orectolobiformes; Stegostomatidae. The coding region runs from base 2192 to 3091 and encodes 299 amino acids.